Molecule: messenger RNA, 3187 nt
Organism: Cryptomeria japonica (Japanese cedar)
Lineage: Eukaryota; Viridiplantae; Streptophyta; Pinopsida; Cupressales; Cupressaceae
Product: NAC domain-containing protein 78
Exons: 7
Coding region: 749-2746 (665 amino acids)
Biological process (GO): regulation of DNA-templated transcription
Molecular function (GO): DNA binding
Source: RefSeq, a predicted model, not a curated record
AGUUCAGUGGUCAAGCUAGAGGCGAUCGGAGUUAACGGUUGACUACGGCGGUGUCAUGGGCUUUUUAAGCCCAUAAAAGCCCAUGACAGUGCAAUACUGUGUUUACUAUUUUUCAUGUAGAGGUCUGGAGACGAAGGACGAAUUUCGUCUUUCAGGGGGUUUCAUAGGUAGGCUUCCUUGAGAGGCAAAGAAGCUUGGUCCUGUUACUUCCAUGUCAAGGAAACGAAGAAUUGGUGGUAGAGGUUCUCCACUUGUUGAACAUUGCUGUUUUUUGUGUCGAGGUGCACAGUGGUUUAUUGGACAAAGUUUGAUAAAGGAUAUUAUGACCUGAGUAGAAGUUGUUGCCUCUAAAUUUCAGUAGAUUCCUCUGAGAUUGUGAAGAAUUUAUUAUUUCUUUCGGGAAAAUUUCUGGCCAGAAUAUUGUUUUACAAGGUUUUGCUGAGGUUUGGUGAGCUUAGCCAGGGAAAUUUGAGGGGCUUGAGUUUUGCAGAUUUAGAUAAAUCAUUCAUCAGUUUCUCGGAGUGGUGGAGGUUUAGAGAUUGUCUGACAGCCUUGAUAUCUUACUCAGCAAUUCUUAUGCGAAUUUUGUUGGACGGUUAUUUUGGCAAUUAAUUUAUUGUAGACAACUCAGAGUCUGGGGAGUUGUGGGUUUGUAGAUAGUGUGCUGUACAGCUUAUUGUGAAGAUCUGAAGAUCUUUGCAGGAAAGUGCAUAUAAUACCUUUUUCUGUCAUUUUGACCAUCAAUCAAAUGGGGCGAGUUUCUUUAUUACCUGGAUUCCGUUUUCACCCAACUGAUGAGGAGCUUGUUGUCUAUUAUCUGAAGAGAAGAAUUUGUGGCCGCCCGGUUAAACCUGAUGUGAUUGCCGAAGUUGACAUAUACAAGUGCGAGCCCUGGGAUUUGCCUGCCAAAUCUCAUCUGCGGAGUAGAGACUUGGAGAGGUACUUUUUCAGCCCUAAAGACAGAAAAUAUCCUAAUGGUUCGCGGACAAAUCGAGCAACUCGAAAAGGUUACUGGAAGGCCACUGGGAAAGAUCGUGCAAUUUCUUCAAAUUCUCGGAUAGUGGGUAUGAAAAAAACUCUAGUAUUUUACACAGGACGUGCUCCACAUGGAGAAAGGACAAACUGGGUGAUGCAUGAAUAUAGGUUUGAAGACAAGGUUUUACAAAAUUCAAAUGUAAUUCAGGACUCUUUUGCUCUUUGUCGAGUAUUCCAGAAGAGUGGACCAGGUCCAAAGAAUGGGGAGCAAUAUGGGGCUCCAUUUAAAGAGGAAGAGUGGGAUGAUACUAAUGAUGAUGGAGUGGUGUUACUAGCAGGAGAGGAUCCUACUUCAUCCGUCAGACAAUCUUCAAAUAGUGACAGGGAAGCUGACAAGGAGGAUACACUCUCUGAGCAAGCGCCAGAAGAAGAGGGCUCUUUGGUACUCACAGAUGAAGUAUCCGUACCAAUAAAAGGGAUAGAAGAUACCCAAAAAUUUUCAGAGCAAGUUUCUGUUUUUCCAGGAGAUACUCAAGUACCAGAUGAUGCUCUUCAAAGAUAUUUAGUAGCGUGCAUGGUUGAUCCAGAGGGCAAUGGCUUGCACCCAAAUGGCUGCAAUGAUGAUAAGGAUGACAUGAUGCCAAAUGAAAUUUCAACGCAUGCACCUGCAUCAGUGAUGCAGGAGGAGGAGGCAAAUGCAUUUUUUUCUGAACUUGAAGAUAUUAGCUUAAUAAAUAAUGAGAGGAAUGGAAAUGAAGCUUGUUUGAUGGCUCUACAAGGCAUAGAAAGCAAUGAGCAUAGAGAAGAAUCAUUCAUGCUAAAUAUUCAAUCAUCGUCACAUGCUCUUGUUGAAGGGGAUUUCUUAGAGAUGAACGACUUGAUUAAUGACUUCCCAAGUGGACUAGAUUCUGGUUUAGGAAAUUAUAAUGACUCAGAUAUGUACUUUGAUGCUUCAGACAACUUUCACGGUUUGUUUGAUGCCUCAACAUCCUGGAAUGGACUUGAGGAUCUGCCGGAGGGUUUACUGCUUGAUGAGACACUGGUGCCUGAAAGAACUUAUGCUGGGCCUCAUGGGUACGAUAUGCGUCAGGAGGCCUUUGAUAAUAAUGUAGGUUCACAUUCGGCACAAGUUGAAGAUAAUUUAGCCACCCAAUUUUCAACACAAGAGCAAAGGGUGAAUAGAAAUAUGUUUGCCUCUGGAGAGGUAUAUGAUACAUGGAAUUUGGUGCCUGCCACAGGUAAUGAGUAUACUGCACAGAUGCAGCCCAUGAAUGCUUCUAUGCACCAUGAGAAGGGCAAUGAUGAAUCCACAUCUGGUCUAUUGUCAAGAGUUGUAAAUAUGUUGGGGUCCGUUCCAACACUUCCAGCAUCAGCUGCCGAAUAUCCUUCCAAAAAUGGCUCAUUAAGUAAACAUUCAAUACAUGUUAGAGCUGCAAAUGCUCAAAUCACUGCAUUAACAGUGACCUGCACAUGCCCAAAGAGUACAGAAAGCAAGGGAGAGAGUGCAACCAAGGAUUCGCUUUGCAGUUGUUCUUCUGAUGUAGCCUAUGAAAUCAUGCAAGGUUCAUUUAUGGCCAAUGGGCCUGUAAAGGGUACUGCUGGGUUUGAAUCAAAUAAAUCUGAAAUUCCCCAAAGAAACACAGUCAGGAAAUCAAGGAGUGGAUUCCUUUUUGUUUUCUUCUUAGGAGCUUUUUCGGCAUUAAUGUGGAUUCUGAUGAUUGGAGCUACUUUUAAGUUCAGCAGGUCCCUCUGGAGGAAAAUAUUUUCAUAGCAAGAAGCUACUGUUUGGUAAAAGUAAAUCAACAUGAUAUUUGGCAAUAUCGAAAUUUUAGGUGGACAUGAUUUUUGGGCGGUUCAUAUUGUUUUUGGGCACCAAAAUUUAAUUAUAUUUUCCUUUCUCUUCUAAAAUAGGCAUUACAGGAGAGAACUACCUCUAGAUUUUUAUAUGCAAUGUGAAAAUUUUGACGUAGCCUCGCUGAAAGGCUAAGAAGGAUAUUCCGUGUUAAUAUAUUUUGGAAUUUUUGCAAGCACAAGGUAGCGUGCCCAUUUCUGCGAGGAUGAUAGAGUGAGUGGAACUACAUUUUUAUAUUUAAACUACAUGAUAGAGUGAAUGGAACUACAUUUUUAUAUUUAAACUAUUCACAAGCUGGUAUUAGCUUAUAAUUUUUGUCAAAUAGAAGGUUGUCAGUGGCAGUUGUAUCUUGUGCACCAA